Messenger RNA from Nomascus leucogenys (northern white-cheeked gibbon), 2080 nucleotides. Its product is annotated as aldehyde dehydrogenase family 16 member A1. The transcript is spliced from 10 exons. The record is from RefSeq and is a predicted model, not a curated record. Bases 247 to 1866 code for a protein of 539 amino acids. Gene Ontology annotation, molecular function: oxidoreductase activity. NCBI's taxonomy places the organism in Eukaryota, Metazoa, Chordata, Mammalia, Primates, Hylobatidae.
UUCCUCCCCGUUUUAAGCAGUGCGCAUGCUCCUAAAUACGCUUCCCCCGUGGGGGACGUAGGCGGGGCCAUCGGGUCCUAAGGCAAAAAGCGUGGGCGUGGCUGCUCUCUGUAUCUCGUAGCCCCACCCCAUUCCCAUGAGCCCCGACCCUUUGGGCUGGAACGGGAGGUGUCGCUCUUUGGACCUCAAGGUUCCCCUUAACACGGAGCGCCCCGCAGGCUUCGCGGAAAGCGUUCCGGGUAGGCGAUGGCUGCGACGCGUGCAGGGCCCCGCGCCCGCGAGAUCUUCACCUCGCUGGAGUACGGACCGGUGCCGGAGAGCCACGCAUGCGCACUGGCCUGGCUGGACACCCAGGACCGGUGCUUGGGCCACUAUGUGAAUGGGAAGUGGUUAAAGCCUGAACACAGGAAUUCAGUGCCUUGCCAGGAUCCCAUCACAGGAGAGAACUUGGCCAGUUGCCUGCAGGCACAGGCUGAGGAUGUGGCUGCAGCCGUGGAGGCAGCCAGGAUGGCAUUUAAGAGCUGGAGUGUGCACCCUGGCAUCGUCCGGGCCCAGCACCUGACCAGGCUGGCCAAGGUGAUCCAGAAGCACCAGCGACUGCUGUGGACCCUGGAGUCCCUGGUGACUGGGCGGGCUGUUCGAGAGGUUCGAGACGGGGACGUCCAGCUGGCCCAGCAGCUGCUCCACUACCAUGCAAUCCAGGCAUCCACCCAGGAGGAGGCACUGGCAGGCUGGGAGCCCAUGGGAGUAAUUGGCCUCAUCCUGCCACCCACAUUCUCCUUCCUUGAGAUGAUGUGGAGGAUUUGCCCUGCCCUGGCUGUGGGCUGCACUGUGGUGGCCCUUGUGCCCCCGGCCUCCCCGACGCCCCUCCUCCUGGCCCAGCUGUCAGGGGAGCUAGGCCCAUUCCCAGGAAUCCUGAAUGUCAUCAGUGGCCCUGCCUCCCUGGUGCCCGUCCUGGCCUCCCAGCCUGGAAUCCAGAAGGUGGCCUUCUGCGGAGCCCUGGAGGAAGGGCGUGCCCUUCGACGGAGCCUGGCGGGCGAGUGUGCGGAGCUGGGCCUGGCGCUGGGGAUGGAGUCGCUGCUGCUGCUGACAGACACAGCGGACCUAGACUCGGCCGUGGAGGGUGUUGUGGACGCCGCCUGGUCCGACCGCGGCCCGGUGAGACCCGUGCACUCCUGUCCCCUCCUCACACCCUGGAGGCUGGUGGAUAGGUUGAGUCUCUGUCACCUAGGAAGCCCCUCCCCUUUUACCACUGUAUUAUAUGGGGUUAGCACAGUGCAAACAUGGAGGCCUCUUUCUGUCCCUAUCCAGCCCUGGCUCUGGGAGUGGUGGGCUCGCGACUUAGGCCUAUCUGCCUGGUUUCCUGCAGAGCCCCCCUCCAUGCGCCUGAAGGCCCGACCCGGCAGCCCUGGUUUUUCCGUGCUUACCUGCAGCGCCUUCUCCUUCUACCCUCCGGAGCUGCAACUUCGGUUCCUGCGGAAUGGGCUGGCCGCUGGCACCGGCCAGGGCGACUUCGGCCCCAACAGUGACGGAUCCUUCCACGCCUCGUCGUCACUAACAGUCAAAAGUGGCGAUGAGCACCACUACUGCUGCAUCGUGCAGCACGCGGGGCUGGCGCAGCCACUCAGGGUGGAGCUGGAAUCUCCAGCCAAGUCCUCCGUGCUCGUGGUGGGAAUCGUCAUCGGUGUCUUGCUACUCAUGGCAGCGGCUGUAGGAGGAGCUCUGUUGUGGAGAAGGAUGAGGAGUGGGCUGCCAGCCCCUUGGAUCUCCCUUCGUGGAGACGACACCGGGGCCCUCCUGCCCACCCCGGGGGAGGCCCAGGAUGCUGAUUCGAAGGAUGUAAAUGUGAUCCCAGCCACCGCCUGACCAUCCGCCAUUCCGACUGCUAAAAGCGAAUGUAGUCAGGCCCCUUUCAUGCUGUGAGACCUCCUGGAACACUGGCAUCUCUGAGCCUCCAGAAGGGGUUCUGGGCCCAGUUGUCCUCCCUCUGGAGCCCCGUCCUGUGGUCUGCCUCAGUUUCCCCUCCUAAUACAUAUGGCUGUUUUCCACCUCGAUAAUAUAAUACGAGUUUGGGCCCGAA